CGGUGCCUGAAAUAGAACGUGGGAAUUAGGUCAGGGGGCAAGAAACCAUGUGACUGUCCUUUAUUAACUUAGAUUUUGGGGAGAGAGCAUUUCCUUCAACAUCUUGAAGCACAUUUUUCUCUGCUGAGUGCUGCUCUCCUGUCUUCAAUUUUUUUUCACGUCUGUGUUCCUCAUGAGGUCAUGAUGAAAAAUUGGCAGAAACCGUUGAUGGAAUUGUUCCGGGUCGUGACCCGUAAUGAGGCGGGAAUUGGUUGGCGUGACGUCACUCACCGCAACCUGACAAUGGAGUCCACGAAUGGCGUACUUAAUUGUUCCGGCUUUCUACCUGUUUAUCCAGGGGGUUCAUUUCUGCCUUGCAAAAUACAACUUUGCAGUCUUGCGUUAACGGAGAGGGAGUGCACGUAGGUGUGGGAACCACGAGAGGACCAAACAUAUGGCAAAAACAUUGCGCAAAAUGGAUCAACUGAACCUGACAGCGGGAGCCAUCUUGUUUUACAUUUUGCUAAUGAAGAUGACCAAGUUAAUAGGACACAAAAAGGAGGCCCACGCAAAGCUGAGGAGGGGUAGGGGGGAGGAGCUUCCCACUGUGAUGAAGUGGGGGACCGAGGGGGGUCUGCCCUCUGACACGACCUGGUCACAUGAGAGCGGAAGCGCCGAAGGCCCCCGACAGCACAGCAGGCUAAGGUUAUGACCCUGUCAGGCGGGUUGAAGUUGUGCCGAAAGAGAGAAUGAGCAUUUGCAACCGAGAGGGGGGUCAGUGUGCCGAGAUGGCCAUGGUAUGCCUGACAGACUUUGAGGAAUAUGCCAAGGAGCACCUGUCCAAGGCCACGUGGGACUACUAUGCCGCCGGAGCCGACGAGUGCUGCACCCGAGACGACAACCUGCUGGCCUACAAGCGGAUCCGCCUGAGACCUCGCAUCCUACGUGACGUGUCUGUGAGUGACACCAAGACUACAGUGCAGGGUAUGGAGAUCAGCUUCCCGGUGGGCAUCGCCCCAACCGCCUUCCAUUGUCUGGCGUGGCACGAGGGUGAGAUGGCCACAGCAAGAGCCACCGAGGCGCUAAACACGUGUUACAUCACCAGCACGUACUCCACUUGCUCGGUGGAGGAGAUCGUGGCGGCGGCGCCCAACGGCUACCGCUGGUUCCAGCUCUACGUGUACCGCGACCGCAAGCUGUCGGAGCAGAUCGUGCACCGAGUGGAGGCGCUGGGCUUCAAGGCCCUGGUGCUGACCGUCGACGUGCCCUACACGGGCAAGCGGCGCAACGACAUCCGUAACCAGUUCAAGCUGCCGCCGCAUCUCAAGGUCAAGAACUUUGACGGUGUCUUUCAGGAGACGGCAGGCCCAGAGGAGUACGGGAUCCCGGCCAACACUUUGGACCCGUCUAUUAGCUGGAAGGACAUCUACUGGCUGCAGUCCAUCACACGGCUGCCAAUCAUCAUCAAGGGCAUCCUGACCAAGGAGGAUGCCGAGCUGGCGGUGGAACACGGCGUCCAGGGCAUCAUUGUGUCCAACCACGGCGGGAGACAGCUGGAUGGCGGCCCGGCCUCGAUAGACGCCCUAUCUGAGAUCGUGGACACGGUGCAGGGCCGCAUCGAGAUCUACCUGGACGGCGGCAUCCGCACGGGCAGCGAUGUGCUGAAAGCGCUGGCCUUGGGCGCCAAGUGCGUGUUCAUCGGACGCCCGGCAGUGUGGGGCCUCGCGUACAAGGGGGAGGAAGGAGUGAGGGAGGUGCUGCAGAUUCUGAACGACGAGUUCCGCCUGUCGAUGGCGCUAUCGGGUUGCCGCAAUGUGGCGGAAAUCAACCGGAACCUCAUUCAGUUCUCCAGACUGUGAGCGACCUGCCAAAGGCAGGGAGACGUUUUUAACGAAGCCAAAACUUGUUUUUACUGUUUCCAACACAAAAGGGAGGAAAAUCAAAGUGUACACUGAAGCUUUGCACAUAAAACAUGCUCUUUGUGUUUUAAUAAAUGAUGACAAAGUGAUGACAUUCCA
Molecule: messenger RNA, 1997 nt
Organism: Syngnathus typhle (broad-nosed pipefish)
Lineage: Eukaryota; Metazoa; Chordata; Actinopteri; Syngnathiformes; Syngnathidae
Gene: hao2
Product: hydroxyacid oxidase 2 (long chain)
Exons: 13
Coding region: 729-1838 (369 amino acids)
Molecular function (GO): FMN binding; oxidoreductase activity
Source: RefSeq, a predicted model, not a curated record